Messenger RNA from Ictalurus furcatus (blue catfish), 4470 nucleotides. RefSeq lists its product as uncharacterized. The transcript has 3 exons. Lineage: Eukaryota; Metazoa; Chordata; Actinopteri; Siluriformes; Ictaluridae. The coding region runs from base 51 to 887 and encodes 278 amino acids. The record is from RefSeq and is a predicted model, not a curated record.
GCAUGCGCAAAUAUAUUUCAACGGGAAAGUAGAAGGAAUAUGAUGGAGUGAUGGAAGGCAGGGACAGUAUGUCGAUACAUGCUACUGUCCUUAAAAAAGGAGGGAGACCCUUGAUCUCAAGGUGCACAAGGUGCUGUAAAUUGUAUCACUGCCCUUUUUGUGAGACGUAUGUCAACAAAUCAGCAUCACUAUUGAGCUUUAAAAACCAUGUGGAGAACCAUUUCAGGUUGGCAGUGCAGCAUGAUGAUUUUGUGAUUGUCAAGUGCAAUUUAGGCUGUAGAGACGACGCACAUUUUCAUUGCUGCUACUGUCCUGCCACGGUCAUAAGGAAAGUGCAGUUAGUUACUCAUCUUCAAAAAUGCAAACUAAAGUUGGGUAGAACUGAUCAGGAAGUUGAUUCUCCACUCAUCCAUAACCCAUCACCCACUGCUCAACCUUCUACCGUCUCCACACAGACAUGCCCACUUCCCUCGAUAGCCAAGACACUGCCAACACCUCUGUUAACACUGACAAAUUCUCAGUCUGUUACACAGAUGCCUCCACUUUCAUACCCCAUGUCUAUCCAUUUACCUUCAGCUCCAGUAUUUGCUCUGAUAUUCCAGUCUCCACCACCCAUAUCUACCUUGACAGCUCCCUUACCUCAACUUUUACAGACUGAGACAAGCCACCCACAUCCUCCUCUUUCUGUCCCUGCAUCUCCACUUUCUGUGUCCACCAAAAUAUCUCCAUCUCCAACUGUUACAUCUACCCACAUUCCACCAGAGCCACCAGCAGCACAUCGUCCUCUGUCAAGGCCAAUCAGAAUUAAAUGUAAUCAGUGUCACAUGGAAUUGAAUAAAAAGAACCUACGCGUUCACAUUAGAAGAAAACACACCGAUGUUAAGUAACUUAUGGUAUUUUUCUUCCAUCCUUUUAAUUUCAAAGUUCUCGUAUUUUUUUUCUUUUAAGUUGUGUUUAAAUACCUUAUUUCAUUGUACCUUUUACAUCAUUUUAAUUAUGUUAAUUUUGUUUCACUGAGUUGCAUGUAGACUUUUAGGGUUAUUUAAUAAAAAUAUAUAUUUUUGUGUAAAAAAAGAAAUGCUUAAAACACAAUUUUUUCUCAUUUUUGCUUCCAGUCAGGAGUUAAGUAAGGUGAUUGUUUCUUACUGGCUAUACCACUAAAUAUGUUAAAAAAUAACGUACAUUUUCCCCAGGUCUACUAAUGUAUAGUAGACCAUCCACUCAUCCACUUUGGAACUGGCUAGAUUCCAGUUUCCCUUCAAGAGGUAAGGUCUCCAGGCUCUAUAAUUCCAUCUUGUUACAACAGUACUCUAGUAUUCCAGUUACUUGCUUUCGGGAAAGGGAAUAAGGGGUUAAACCUGACUGGGAUGUGGUAUGGGCCAGGUGUUUUACUACCUCCAAGAACCUUGCACACCAACUGAUCCACUAUAAAGUUAUUAACAGGGCAUGCAUUACUCCAAGUUUAUUUCAUGAAAUGAAGUUUACAUCUAAUCCUUAUUGUCAUCUUUGCAAUAAAUCUACAGUAGGCUCUUGUAUACACAUGUUUUGGGAAUGCCAUAUAGAGGUCUCAUUCUGGACAUUUGUAUGCACUGUUCUUUUGGACAUUUUACAGUUGGAGAUAUCCAUGGAUCCCCUGCUCUUCCUGCUACUGGAUGACUCCACACCAGCUAAACACACAUCAAAAAAUGACUUUACUUGCAGCAGGCACAGCCACCAAAAAUACUGUUUUAAAGCUUUAGGUGGAACCAUCCACUUCUACACAUUCCAUUUGGCUAACAUACUUCAGAGACAUUGCUUUGUUGGAAGGUACCACCGCUAAGCCCAAUGGAGCAAAGGAUAAGACUAUUUAAAGCUGGGCAGAUAUCGCGGAGGUAUUGGACAAAUAAAAACCUUGAUCACACUUAUUUCUUUAACCUUCCCAAUUAUUUUAUUUCAAUAUGGGCAGUUUUUUUGGCAUUUGUCUGCACACAGUUCAUUAGAUUUGUAUUCUUUAUUUCUUUACAUUUGAAAAUAAAAAAUAUUGUUAAAAAAAAAAAGUUAAUAUUUUACAGACAUUAAGUCUACUACCUCUUUACUAACCCGGCUGCACAGGUGCAGAGAUAUAUGGUGCAAAAGUGACUGUGUGUAGAACUUGUCAUUUCACUCUACAAAAAUUGUUCAGGAAUGGUUUGCGGAACAUGACAAAAAGUUUAAGGUAUUGAUUUGGCCUCCUAAACACAUUUGCUUUGUAAUCCUGGAAACAAAACCAGUCCCUGCAUCCUCCCAGUGUGUUGUAAUAGAUAUUCACAAAUUCUGUAUAUAAUUGCAUAUAUAAUUAUACAGAAUACACAUGGAAAUAAGCAUACUCUUUACAAUGGUGGCCUUCUCAUUAUACAGUGAAUGUUGAAUCUGAAAAUUACAAGUGAUAAUUCGAGCAUUUGAACUCCUGCAUUUCGAUUGCACCACUUGGGAGCCUCCUCUACAGGCUUUUUAAUGUACAUUUUGUCCAUAACCUCAGAGUACACAUCAGUGUAUCAGUAACAUCUGUAUAUCAUCAGAGUAAAAGGUGAAUAAUACAUGAAGAUAUUUAGUUCUGUGUGCCCAAAAAGACAUAGAGUAGGGAAAGAAGUAUUGAAUGUGGCAACUUUUUUCAGUAAAUAUAUUUCCAAUGAGGUUAUCCACAUGAAAUUUUCACCAGACUUUGGUAUUAACUCAAGAAAUCCACACAGAUAAAGAAAUCCAAACAUUAAAGUCCAUAAAUAAAGUUAUGUGUAAUAAAGUGGAAUGACACAGGAAAAAAGUAUUGAACACACUAACUGAAAUUUAUUUAAUACCUAGUGGAGAAGCCUUUGUUUGUAAUGACAGCUUCAAGACGCUUCCUGUAUGAAGAAAUUAAUGGGCUGCAGUAUUCAGGUGUGAUUUUGGCCCAAUCUUCUAAACAUAUGGUCUUUAAAUCUUGUUAAAUUGGAUUCGAGUCAGGUGAUUGACUGGGCCAUUCUAACUCCUUGAUUUUUUUUCUCUGAAACCAAUUGACAGUUUCCUUUGCUGUAUGCUUUGGAUCGUUGUCCUGCUGUAAGGUCCACCCACGUCUCAUCUUCGUCAUCCUGGUGGAUGGCAGCAGAUUCUUCUCAAGAAUCUCCUGGUAAAGGGCUCCAUUCAUCGUUCCUUCAAUUAUAUGAAGUCUGCCAGUACCAUGUGAUGAAAAACAGCCCCACACCAUGAUGCUUCCACCUCCAAACUUCACUGUUGGUAUAGUGUUUUAAGCCGAUGUGCAGUGCCAUUUCUUCUCCAAACAUGAUGUGUAGUAUGACAGCCAAAAAAGUUAAAUUUUGCUCUUAUGUGACCAGACUACACCCUCCCAGUAUUUCAUAGGCUUGUCCAAAUUAGUUGUAGCAAACUUUAAAUGAGCUUCGACAUGCCUUUUCUUUAGUAAUGGAGUCUUGUGGGGUGAGUGUGAGCAGUGGAGUGCAUUGCCUAUUGUUUUCUCUGUGACGACGGCACCUGCUGCCUCUAAGUGUUUUUGGAGCUCUUUCUGAGUGGUCCUUGGCUCUUGGGCUACUCUUCUGACUAUUCUUCUGACUCCCUGGUCAGAAAUCUUGCAAGGAUCUCCUGUGCAUGGCCGGUUGAUGAUGGAGUGAUGUUGCUUCCACUUGUGGAAAAUGGCCCCAAUGGUUCUUACUGGAAGAUUCAGAAGUUUUGAAAUAGAUCUGUAUCUGAUUCCAAUAUGUUUUGCAACAAUAAGGUUGCAAAGGUCUUGGGAGAGCUCUUUGCUUUUACCCAUCAUGAGAUGUUUCUUGUGUGACACCUUGGUAACGAAAAACAUUUAUAUAUACCAUCAAUUUACUAACCCAGCUGAUAUUAAUUUGCACAGAUAGAGGGUAUAAUUACUUACAGAUUUCAGCUGGUUCCUUGCCUUGGAGAAUUGGGGGUUUUUUUCAAUACUUUUUUCCUGUGUCAUUUACUUUAUUACACAUAACUAUAUCUAUGGACUUUAAUGUUGUGAAUUCUUUAUAUUUCUGGAUUUCUUGAGUUAAUACUGAUGUCUGGUGAAAAUUUCAUGUGAAUAACCUCAUUGGAAAUAUAUUUAAUGAAAUAAAUGUUGAUGCGUCCAAUACUUAUUUCCCCCAUUGUAUCUCCGACCAUUACACUAGAUUAUAAAGGUCAGGCUCCUGCAGUCAGCAUUGGUAGUCUAAGUCUGUUUGGUCUUGAUCUGUAGUCUCAGGUCAUGAUUUCAGUACCUUAGCACAUUCAUACAUUUACUUACCACAAUAAAUUAUAUUCAUUUGAUCAUAAGUUCAAAUUUCUAAUGCACCAUGCACUUUAAUUUAUAUACUAACAUUGGGUGGAUCGGUGUUGCUUGAAAACAAAGCAUUUUAAUAAUUUACAAACUUUGAUCCAUAAACUUAAUUUUAUUGGUAAAACUUAACAUUAUUAUUGAAUCGUUACAUUGGAAAACAAGUCAACACAACAUGUUAUAUGACAAGAAAAGGA